This is a messenger RNA of Prunus armeniaca (apricot), 456 nucleotides long. Lineage: Eukaryota; Viridiplantae; Streptophyta; Magnoliopsida; Rosales; Rosaceae. The record is from the annotation of a GenBank genome assembly.
AUGGAGAUGUACGCCGUCGAACUAGAUGGGAUAAACCGUGAGGUCGAGCUCGACCCACGAGAAGGUACCAAUAAAAAAACAAGCAAUGCCAUGAGAGACUUAGAGAAAGUGCAAAUCGAUGAUAAUAACCUAGAUUGGAUAGUCAAGAUUGGUGCCCAACUACCACCUCAAAUUCGUGAUAACCUGACAAACUUCCUACGUGAGAACGCUGAGGUCUUUGCAUGGUCAUAUGAAGACAUGCUAGGAAUAGAUCCCGAGAUCAUAUCACACCGUCUAAGUAUCGAUCUUGCCUUCAAGCCAAUACUCCAAAAACGUCGAGCUUAUGAUGUAGAACAGUACACUGCCAUGAAGGAAGAAGUGGACAAGCUCAUGAAGAUUGGUUUCAUUCGUGAAGUCAACUAUCCAAGAUGGUUGGCCAACGUGGUCAUGGUGAGGAAGACACCUGUAAAAUGGUGA